AUGCUUCGGAAUGCUACAAAUGCUGUCAAAGGUGCGGCCAAGAAAGCUGUCACAGAGCUUUCCCAGUAUCCCAAACCUGGCGAGAAGGUCCAUGGCUUCACCUUGCUGAGGACGAAACAUGUACCCGAGCUGGAGUUGACUGCUUUGCACCUCAAGCAUGACAAGACGGGUGCGGACUAUCUACAUAUUGCCCGCGACGACAGCAACAAUGUGUUCUCCAUCGGCUUCAAGACGAAUCCUCCAGACGACACCGGUGUCCCCCAUAUCCUCGAGCACACUACCCUCUGCGGCAGUGAAAAGUACCCCAUUCGAGACCCCUUCUUCAAGAUGUUGCCGCGAACCUUGUCCAACUACAUGAACGCCCUCACUUCCACCGAUCACACCUUCUACCCCUUUGCGACAACCAACGAACAGGACUUCCAGAACCUCAUGUCUGUAUAUCUCGACGCUACCUUGCAUCCUCUCCUGAAGAAGACCGACUUCACCCAAGAGGGAUGGCGGAUAGGGCCCGAGAACCCGCGCGUUGCCGAGAAGGAUGGGGAUGCCACACCCGAAGACAGCAAGUUGGUCUUCAAGGGCGUCGUCUACAACGAAAUGAAGGGUCAGAUGUCCGACGCCGGUUACUUGUUUUAUAUCCGUUUUCAAGACCACAUUUUCCCAGCCAUCAACAACUCAGGAGGCGACCCGGAGAAGAUUACCGACUUGACCUAUGAACAACUCAAGAAGUACCACGCAGACCACUACCAUCCGAGCAACGCCAAGUUGUUGACCUACGGAGACAUGCCGCUGGCUGAUCAUCUCAGAGAAGUAGAUGCUCAGCUUGCUGCCUUUGAGAAGAUCGAGGCAGACGUGGAUACCAAGAGACCUAUCGACCUCAGUGAUGGUCCUCGGAAUGUCACCGUCUUUGGCCCUGUCGAUCCCCUGGCGGACCCAGAUAAGCAAUACAAAACAUCUGUCUCGUGGAUCACUGGAGAGACAAGCGAUAUCGUUGAGUCUUUUGGUGUCUCGAUACUGUCAAGCUUACUCACCGAUGGCUACGGGUCACCUCUGUAUAGGGGCUUGAUUGAAUCGGGUCUGGGCACGGAUUACAGUCCUAACACCGGUUAUGACAGUCAUACCGCCACUGGAAUAUUCUCCGUCGGUUUGACUGGAGUACAAGAAGGAGACGUAGAGAAGGUCAAGCCAGAGAUUCAGAAAAUAUUCAGAGAGGUGCGCCAAAAAGGAUUCGACCGAUCCAAGAUUGAUGGAUACAUGCAUCAGUUGGAGCUCUCUUUGAAGCACAAGACGGCCGGCUUUGGCAUGGGCCUCGUUCACCGGGUCAAGUCGCCCUGGUUCCGUGGCACGGAUCCUUUGGACACCUUGGCUUGGAAUGAGGUCAUUGAUGCAUUCGAGGCAAAUAUGGCCAAAGGGGGCUACCUCGAAGGCCUCAUGGACAAGUAUUUGCUCAACGACCAUACCAUGACCUUCACAAUGGCUCCCUCCUCGACUUAUGGCGCGGAUGUCACCAGGGAAGAAGAUGAGCGACUGGCCGCCAAGAUCAUGCAAGCCACACAAGAAGCUGGAGGCGAAUCAGAAGCCCGUAAAUUCUUCGAAGAACGCGAGCUUGAGUUAUUGGCUGAGCAAAGCAAGACUAAUACCGAGGAUCUGAGUUGUCUUCCUACUGUACAUGUGCGGGACAUUCCAAGGGAGAAGGAACUUAUUUCAGUCAGGGACGAAGCUGCACAUGGGAGCAAGAUCCAAUGGCGCGAAGCUCCCACCAACGGACUGACCUACUUCCGCGCCAUCAACACGUUGGAAGACCUUCCCGACGAACUUCGUGCCUUGAUCCCUUUAUUCACAGACUCGAUCAUGAGACUUGGUACGAAGAAUCUGACGAUGGAGCAAAUCGAGGAUUUGAUCAAGCUCAAGACCGGUGGGAUUUCUGUUGGCUACCACAGCUCAGCCUCGCCGACUGAUUUCCGACAAGCGUCCGAAGGCAUUAGUUUGUCUGGAAUGGCACUUGAUCGCAACGUUCCCGACAUGUUCGAUUUACUACAAAAGCUGAUACUCGAAACCAAUUUUGACAGUCCGGAAGCCUCCAAACAGAUCAGACAAUUGCUUGAGGCAUCGUCGGACGGCGUUGUCAGUGCCAUUGCCUCCUCUGGGCACUCCUACGCCUGGAGAGCUGCAGAAGCCGGCCUCACGCGGGAUGCUUGGUUGGGCGAGCAAGUUUCUGGUCUUACUCAGGUCAAAUUAACCGCGUCGCUAGCUGGGCGUCCAGAAACGGACAAAUACGAUGAUGUUAUUGACAAACUCAAACAAAUUCAAAACUUUGCAAUCGGCGGCUCGAACAUGCGCGUGGCUCUUACUUGCGGCGCAGACAGUGUGUCUGCAAAUUCUAGCGCUCUGGCCAAGUUUAUGUCCGCGCGCCCCACGGAGGCAGUAACCUUCCCCGACUCGCAACGACAAAGUUUACCUCGUGACAUCAAGGCCUUCUACCCUCUCCCGUACCAAGUUUACUAUGGCGGACUUGCCAUUCCAACCGUGUCCUAUACACACCAAGACGGCGCACCUCUGCAGGUUCUUUCUCAGCUUUUGACGCAUAAGCACUUGCAUCACGAGAUCCGUGAGAAGGGAGGCGCAUAUGGUGGCGGCGCUUACAUGAAAGGUCUUGACGGUCUGUUCGGGUUUUACUCCUACCGUGACCCGAACCCUCAAAACACACUCAGCAUCAUGCGUGGAGCUGGCCAGUGGGCAGUAGAUAAGCAGUUCAGAGAUCAAGACUUGGAAGAGGCCAAGAUCUCGCUGUUCAAGGGUAUUGACGCGCCCAAGUCCAUCAAUACUGAAGGCAUGGAUCGCUUCAGGUACGGCCUUACCGACGAGAUGAAGCAAAACCGUCGACAACAAAUGCUCGACGUCACAAAAGACCAGAUCCGGGAAGUCGCCCAGAAAUAUAUUGUCGAAGCCCUUGCCAAGGGCAAGGAAAGAGUCGCCUUCCUCGGUGAGAAGAAGGACUGGGUUGAUGACUCUUGGAGCCUACGGGAAAUGAAUGUAAGUGGCAGUGCCGAUGCCGCGGAUGAUGUCGAGUAG
This is a messenger RNA of Truncatella angustata, 3069 nucleotides long. Its product is annotated as Metalloenzyme, LuxS/M16 peptidase-like protein. The record is from RefSeq and is a predicted model, not a curated record. Gene Ontology annotation, biological process: protein processing. The coding region runs from base 1 to 3069 and encodes 1022 amino acids. NCBI's taxonomy places the organism in Eukaryota, Fungi, Ascomycota, Sordariomycetes, Amphisphaeriales, Sporocadaceae. Gene Ontology annotation, cellular component: mitochondrial matrix. Gene Ontology annotation, molecular function: metal ion binding. The transcript has a single exon.